UUCUUAAUGCAGAACAAGAUCAUAUUACUUUAAUGAAAGGCAGGCAAUCCGAUGAUCUUUGUGCUUGUUUACAAAGUUGAUUUUGGUAUAAAAAGUGAGUGACAAGGAAGGAAGUACUGAGAUUCUGAAACUCUUUCUUUACUGGGAUUUAUAGCUUUCUAGCAGAUGGGUUCUACAUGAAGCCCAGCAUUCUUCAUGGAAGUUGUUCUUGGCAAAUGGGUUUGCGCAUUUCUACUCUGCUCUUGGCUCAUCUUCUCUGGUGUAUACUCAGUGGUGAGAUUACAUGGUGACUCUAAAGUGAGAGCUGUAAAUUUGGGAGGGUGGUUGGUGGUGGAAGGUUGGAUCAAGCCUUCACUUUUUGAUGGCAUUCCCAAUGGAGAUAUGCUUGAUGGAACAGUGGUACAAUUAAAGUCGGUAACUUUGGAUAAGUAUGUAUCUGCAGAAAAUGGGGGAGGGGCUAAUGUUUCAGUUAGUAGAGAUGUUGCAUCUUCAUGGGAAACGCUAAGGUUAUGGAGAGUGUCUGAGUCAGAAUUUCAAUUUCGCACUUCACUAGGGCAGUUUCUAACUUGUGAUGGUGCUGAAGGUUGCUCUGUUUCUGCAACUGCAGUAUCACCUUCAACAUCAGGAACAUUUUACGUUGAGAGAUAUAACAAUGGGAGGGUUCACAUCAAGACAAUGAGAGGCACAUAUUUACAGGCUACAACGGAAAACCAGCUUGUGGCAAACUAUCCAGGGAAACCAGAAUGGGAUGAUAAUGCUGCCACAUUUGAAAUGACCAUUGUUGCUAAUGAAUUGCAUGGAGAUUACCAGCUUGCAAAUGGAUAUGGACACGAUAAGGCCAAAGAUGUUCUUAAGAGACAUAGGAACAGUUUCGUCACUAUAGGAGAUUUCAAUUUUCUGUCUAGACAUGGAAUAAAUACUGUGAGGAUCCCUGUUGGCUGGUGGAUUGCUUAUGAUCCAGAUCCUCCUGCACCAUUUAUUGGUGGAACUUUGGAAGCUCUUGAUAAUUCAUUCUCAUGGGCACAAUCAUAUAAUAUUAGGUGCAUCAUUGACCUUCACGCGGCUCCUGGCUCUCAGAACGGGAUGGAACAUAGUGCUAGUAGGGAUGGUUCAACUGAUUGGCCUACUCCAGAUUCCAUUUCACAAACAUUGCACGUUAUAGACUUUCUAAUUUCCAGGUAUGCAAGACAGCCUGCUUUGCUGGGAAUUGAGCUUUUGAAUGAACCAUCUGCUGCUACUGUUCCAUUGGACACUUUAGUUUCGUAUUACAAGCAAGGCUAUCAAGUUGUUCGGAAACAUUCAUCAACAGCUUACGUAAUAAUUUGUCAAAGAAUUGGCAAUGCAGAUCCAUUGGAACUAUUUCAGGCUAACAUCGGCUCACAUAAAAUCGUGGUGGAUUUGCAUUAUUACAAUCUUUUUGACAAUUUCUUUUUCAACAUGAGCCCUACGGAUAAUAUACAAUUCAUAUACAAGAAGAGGGAAACUCAAUUGCAGGCCCUGAACAGUGCAAACGGUCCACUUGUUUUUAUUGGAGAGUGGGUCAACGAGUGGAAUGCAACGAGUGCUUCUCAGACAGAUUAUCAAGACUUCGGGAGGGUUCAGUUAGAGGUUUACAGUGCCGCUUCAUUUGGAUGGGCUUACUGGACACUGAAGAAUGAUAGACCUCACUGGGAUUUUGAAUGGAACAUUAGAAACAAUUAUCUUCAAUUGAGUAGUUCGCCCAACAUACGGAGUUUUAAGGGUUUAGUGUUGCUUGUACUGCUGUUCUAUCUGCAUCAUAUCUUGUGAGUUAUGACAGAUGACACCAGUGAUGAAUGAUGAAUAGCAAUUGAAGAGAAAUUACCUAAAUGCAGUUUCUCUUUCAUUUCUGCUCAACCAUCA
Molecule: messenger RNA, 1881 nt
Organism: Fragaria vesca subsp. vesca
Lineage: Eukaryota; Viridiplantae; Streptophyta; Magnoliopsida; Rosales; Rosaceae
Product: glucan 1,3-beta-glucosidase A-like
Exons: 10
Coding region: 196-1788 (530 amino acids)
Biological process (GO): actin filament bundle assembly; carbohydrate metabolic process; cell migration
Cellular component (GO): cytoplasm; actin cytoskeleton
Molecular function (GO): hydrolase activity, hydrolyzing O-glycosyl compounds; actin filament binding
Source: RefSeq, a predicted model, not a curated record